This is a messenger RNA of Cydia fagiglandana, 7750 nucleotides long. It is a transcript of the gene Rab9, whose product is annotated as ras-related protein Rab-9B. Gene Ontology annotation, biological process: retrograde transport, endosome to Golgi. Gene Ontology annotation, molecular function: GTP binding; GTPase activity. The transcript has 4 exons. The record is from RefSeq and is a predicted model, not a curated record. NCBI's taxonomy places the organism in Eukaryota, Metazoa, Arthropoda, Insecta, Lepidoptera, Tortricidae. The coding region runs from base 258 to 944 and encodes 228 amino acids. Gene Ontology annotation, cellular component: lysosome; late endosome; phagocytic vesicle.
AUUACUGUGUUUGAUUUGUGUAGCGAAAUUAAUUCGUGAAAUCGAUCAGCUGAGCACAAAUACAUUUCUAAUAGAAAACUGUGCAAACGAAGUAAUACUUUACAAAACGCGAACUUUCAGAGCUCACAUCAAAGCUUAUUAUAACGCCCAUCAUAUUGAGUCAUUAGUCAAACACCAGUAAAUUUAACACUUGCUUUCAAGGUUGCAUCAAUAAAAAACCUAAACAGUUCUUGGAAUAUAAUGGUGAUAUUUUAAAAAUGGCCGAGGAAAACGAUCGUGAUUGCGGGAGGAGCGGACCGAAGAAUUGUUUGCUGAAAAUCGUGAUUUUGGGAGAUGGUGGGGUAGGCAAGUCCUGUCUAAUGAGCCGAUUCAUUUCGAACCACUUCGAUGAUCACAGCUUCCAUACUAUUGGUGUGGAGUUCAUGAAUAAGACCAUAGAGGUGAAUGGGAGGCAGUAUACUUUACAAGUAUGGGACACAGCAGGCCAGGAGCGUUUCAAAUCUCUCCGGACGCCGUUCUACCGUGGCUCGGACAUAUGCAUACUAGCUUACUCUGUGGACGACCGGAGUUCGUUCCAGAAUGUCAAGAUGUGGCUGAACGAGUUCUUACACUACGCGGCUGUGAAGAAUGGCGUCGAAAAGUUCCCGUUCAUGGUCGUAGGAAACAAGUCAGACGUGACGUCACGCGAGCGAGAGGUGACAUACGAGCAGCUGAAGCAGCUGUGCGCAGAGAACAAGAUAGCAUCGUACAUAGAGACAUCGGCCAAGAGCGAUAACAACGUCAUCGAGGCCUUCACUAUGGCUGUUCAAAGAUGGGUGGAGCUCGAGCAAGUCGCCGAAAAAGAAAUGGGCAUGCUCGAAAACCCAGACUCCAUCACGUUACAUGGCGACCGCGGCGCGUCGAACCUGCGAGCGACUUGCUGCUCUCGCUUCACCGACGCUUGAACCUUGAAACCAGUACAUUCCGCGCCGAUCUAUAAAGGUUAUAAUCCCUUGCAUGUCCGAAUGCGACGUAAAGAUAAGUGGUAACUUCGGCGAAGUUUAAAACUUUCUUACAAUAUUAAUAAUGGUUGCCGAUUAUUGUCCCAUUUAAGGACCAUUUUGUAUAGUUGAGGUUUACUAGAAAGAAAUGGGCCCGUUACAUUACAUGGCGACCGCAGCGCGUCCAAUCUGCGAGCGACAUGCUGUCUUCGUUCAGCGACGCUUGAAAGUCAUUUAGAUCAUUCCGCGUUAACCUCCUAAGGCCCAAGGUCCUACAUAUAGUACCUCUUCAGUUGGAUGAAAUUUAAAUCCUAUUCAAUUGGAACAGAGUCGCUUUUACUUUGUUUCGUAAAAUUUUCUAACAACCCAAAGGCAACUCUAUUUCCUACAUUAUGGGUUCAGAUUUCAAUGGUAAAUUUAGGAUUUUUCGUUUGUAUGGCUGUGUCUUAGGAGGUUAAUGUUAUAAUCCCUGGCAUGAAUUACCGAAUGAGACAUGUUCAAUUGUUAAUUUCGGCGGAGUUAAAAACUGUCUUGCAAUGCUUUAAAGUCUCCAAUUCGGCCUAUGAAAGAAUUAAAAUAGACAAGACGGUUAAAACCGUCUGCGGGAAAUUCCGUACAUACCGACAGUUUUUUGUCAACUGUCCGUUAUGUUUUUGACUGCUGGAACUUAAAGCAUUCGAUUAUUAUGGACGAAGUUAAAAAUAGUGUGUGUGUAUUUCCCUCAGCCGAAUUUUCCAAGUAGACAUUACUUAGAAAUUUGAUUAUAAUUUCCUUUAAAAAUUGUAUGUAAAAUAUUACUUCGCUGCAAUAUUUUAUUUCCACGCUGACCAAAAACAAAAAGAUGAGUUAAACUUACUUAUAUUAGUAUAUUGUACGUUCUGGUAGUGAUAUGUGAUUCAAUCACGGGUUUCGUCAAACGAAACCGUUUGGUAAAAUCUAUUUAAGCUGAGAUAAUGAAUGUAGGCUUACACAUUCAAUGCCAGCGACCCGCUAUGCGUGUUCUCUGCUCGUAGGCGCUUUUCGCUACAUACGGUUUUUCCCGUGUUACCGGCUACGCUCAUAGCGCGUAGCUCGCGCUGGCACUGAAUGUGUUAAAAGAAAUUGAGGGAUGAUGUUUGGUUCAUACAAUAACUUCGAUUUUGAAGUUACUUUCUCUACAGUCUAAUUUUCAAUGAAACUAAUAUGUAUACAUAAUUUUUCAGACAGUAGUGUACAAUAAGCAGACUUUAAUCUCGUUUUACACCUACGGAAACUUUGUAUUUUGGUGUUACUCGGAAAAUAAAAGAUUGCGAUUUUUAUUUUUAGUUGGUCGGAUUAUUCGGGUCUACCUGUAUAGAAAAAAAAGAGCUUGUCUAUUAAAAAAAAUCGUUCAAGAUUGCAAGAGAAAGCAGUCGUGAACACAACAAUAAUAAAUGUAUGAACUAUAAACUCCAUCUUAUAAUUCUUUUAUACUCGAUAUUUAAGAUUUUUAAUUAGUGGUCUAACGGACCCCAGGCUCCCAUGAGCCUUUCGCGCGGAUAACGGCAGUAGAAGGGGAUUUAAGAUUAUUUUUAUAUGUAGGUUAUUAUUUGCUUCAUAUAGGUUGUAUUGCCAAGAGUUUAUUUACUUAUUUAUUUGCACGCUUAAGUCAACAACAUUAAAUGUAUACUCUUAUAUUAUAUAUACCUACUUAUUGCGUUUAGGGUAAGAGGCUAUUUUGUUUGUGCACAUGAUUGAAUGAAAACAUUACAGUUUUCUGUAUAGAUAAUAGAUUUGUUCUUAUUGAAACUGUUUUCGAAUGCGUAUUAAUGUUGUUGAUUAUUCAAGUAUAGGCACAUUGUACAUAACGUAAGAAUGCCGACCCCAAGUGAAUGGGAAAAGGGCAAGAGAAUGAUGAUGAUAACGUAAGAAUGUCGUUUACAAUACAACUGACACUAAUAAAAAAACAUUUAGGGGAGAUAGGGGACUAUAGGGUAUUAUACUGUAUUUAAAAUAAAUUAUAUUACACCAAGCAUGAAAUAAAGCACCAGAUAAUUAUUAGAAAAACACAGAUAAGAGUAAUGUUUAAACACAAGUUCUGUUUAAUAAAUCGGAUAGAAAAUUUAAAAAGUAGGUGAGUUGACCGUGACGUCACGACGUAAUGUUUCAUAUAAAUUCCAUAUUAGCAAAUCGUUUUGAUUUGACAGUUCUAAAAAAGUUACUGAUUUGACUAGUAGGAGAAUACCCUAUUGGGCAGUCGGGACGCUCCUUGUAAAUCGUCCUGUAGCCGUACCAUGAGUCACUGACUGUGUCAAAACUGACAUACGCUAACGCCUAAAUAAUUUACUUACUACACAUCCCGCUCGCACUAAUAUGCGAGCACUAGCGAGUCAAUAUUACACUGUGUUAAACGUCUAUAAUACCCACGGUUAAUAUAUAUAUCAACAAAAUCCAUUGAUCUAGUUAUUAUUAGCAUUCCUACUUAAAAUAUGAACCCCAAUAUUGAGACCAGAACUAUCGCUUAAAUGUAAUGUAUAUUUUAAGACUCAUUGCAUAGCUACAGGGUGUUGCUGACCAUCGGGUUUUAAAUCCAGGGCUCGAUUCUACUUACUAAACUGAGCUACUUUUAUUAUGGCACCAACCCCGAAAUCUCGAUUUUUUUUACUGUUUCAUACAUUUGGUCUCAUCAGAUGUCGACGUUUUCUAUGGAGAAGCUAAAAAAAAUUCCCCGAUUUUAGGGUUGGUCCCAUAGUAAAAGUAGCUCUGUUUAGCGAGUAAAAUCAAGGCCUGGAAUUAAAGCCCCAUGGUCCUACACAUACUGUAUAUUAUCUAUAUUAUGUAUAUACAUACUAAGGGCAUACUGAAAAUUCCUGGACUGGCCACUUAGAAAAAACAAGUCCUCAGAAUCCAGAAACUUUCAGUAUGGCCCACGCAUAGACUAGGAAUCCUCUAGACCGAGUUUAGAGCAAUUAUUUCAUGCAACCGAUGAUGCCAAAAAUGCGGGGGUGCGCGGGACGAGGUGAGCGAAGUCCCGUGCCGUGAUUGGUCCGUUCAAAGACACGGACGUCACACAAAGGCACUUUCAGCUCGAACAUGGAGUAAAAUUACCGUAUGCGUGGCAGGGGAGGUAGCGCGACUAUGCUCAGUCUGGAGGAUGUUUUGUCUGUGGGCCCACGUAAUAAAUCCCGUUUUAUAACAGGGUCUAGCCUAAAGACGCACAUGCUGUAUAUCACGGAUUAACAUAUCAUUGCGGAACAAAUACUGCGCCUAAGAUGGCCUACUUGCAAAAUCUCAUACUUUUAUAUUAUACGUGUGAAUGGAUUCAAGUAGUCGUUAUUGCUCUUGAGUGUACCAUUAAUUUAUAGAAAAUAAUCUCAGAACUGAAAUAAAUAAUUAGCGAGGCUACUUAAACCCUUUCGAUUAUUUGGAUCUAAGCAAAUUAUAAACGGAGCCAAUAAAAUCUUUUAUCUUGGCAAAAAUACCUAAAAAUAAAUGUUUUAUACCCGUUAUACGCGGCGAAAUUUUUACAAUUUUACAUUUUUUUUUUUGCGUGCUUAUUGUGUAUUUCGGUUGUGAACGCGCUUAAAUUGUUAAUUAGGUUAUGAGUUUUUCAUCGUUAAACUGCACCAAGAGAUUAGGUUUAGUGUCGAUUCGAGGAACACUUGUGAUUUUCUUAACAUAAAAUCUAAGAAUUGUACCAAAAUAAACAUUCCGUUGUAUUUGACAUAGACUCGUAGUUAUUAAAAGCAGGAAUAUUACUUAUAAGCUGUACCUACUGUAAUAAUAAAUGAUGGCGAUCUAAGUAAAAUAAUGCCAGGGAUACACGAGCCGACAAAUGUCCCACAACUUGUGUCGACGACAAGUCAAACGAAAUCCGCGCGAGGUCGUAACACAGUAGCGACGUGUCGCGCGCUGAUUGCCAGACAUGUCGAGAGAAGUCCGGUAAUGUUGCUGCGCCUAACUCACCCGACGUCGCUGUCCUCUAGUGUAGCCCUGGCUUAAUGUUUUAAUAAGACUCCUCUUUUUGGAAGUUGGUUAAAACAUUUUUGAAGGUACUUAAUAAACCGUGUCUAUUUGUAAUGUAAUAGAUACUUACAAAGUUCGUAAGUGGGUUAAUUUUGGAAAUCGCUAAUAUCUUUUAAACCCAAUUUCAUGUUUUGGCAACACAAAAGGUGCAACGUUUAUAGUGCGACAUAAAAUAGUAGAAAUUAAAUAAAAUAGAACUAAAAUUUACAUCAAAAAUGUGACAGUUACGUAGGAAGUGGAGCCCUCGAUAAUUUUCUACGAUUUUUGUCGGAGUAUAACCAGUAGGUUUCUUGUUACUGUUACUACAGUAAAAAAUGUAUCCAGUUUAUUAGAAAUUUUCAAUUCAAAAUUAUCUCGGUUUCUAAGUUAUCCCAAUGCAAAAUUAAAAUAACUUUACUGUCUUUUCACGUAGAUCACAUGACUGGUUGAUACAUACUUUUAAGUACCUAUACUAUUGUACAUAAUUUACUCUUCAGACAAUAUGAUGAUGGUGUUGAGGGCUUAAUAUAAUUUUACUUUCCAUAUUAAAUAUGGCAAAAGAGCUUAUCAAUGUAUUAUACUCAUAUGGCUUGUAUAGCAUAGAUGUACCUAAUGUAUAUUAAUAUUUAUAUGUAUAUGGAUAAUCAAUGUAAUCUCGAAAUGAACCCUAUGGAUUUGCAUCAAAAGGACCAUUUCCGUGAGCAGUCAAACCCGGAUAAGUGAGUGAUUUUAUUUAUGUUCUGAACAAUUUUUAUAUGACAUUAUAAACUCUAAACAUGAUCAGAUUCACCAUCAAAUCCUUUGGGUUGCUCGCAAGUCCCUAUAAUGUGUAUUCAGGUAAUUUCGAAAAUGAUUACGGGUGGUUUUCGAAAUCACCCGAUAUUGUGAAGUAUUCGGAUUCAUUCUUAUACGAAUACUGUACAGUCAGCAGCAGAAGUUGCUAAGCGGCUGAGGUGUUCAAAAUUAACAAUAAUGCCGCGUCAACAUCAUUUUGAACACCUUGUCCGCUUACCAACUAUUGCUGCUGACUGUACCAGCCAAUUAAGUCACCUUCGUGUAUUAUCUUUUGUAGUUACUGUUUUGUAGUUGUCGCGAGGGACUCCAUACGUCUAACGCCCACUUGCACCAUCCCAGUAAUCCGGGAUUAACCGGUUAAACCGGUAAUCCAGUGUCAAAUUGUACUGGUAACCAUGGAAACUUUAGGUUUAAGGUUAGGCUUUUGGUGCAAGUGGCCCUAAGUGAUUCAAAUAUUCAUAUAUCUGUCACCGGUAGUAGGCUUUGAUUAUGUAAGCGAAUGUUGUUAGUUUUGGUUUGAGUCUUAUCUCUUUCAUGUGUGCGAUGUGUGUGUGUGUGUUUGUGUGUGUGUGUGUGUGUGUGUGUGUGUGUGAUGCGUGUUACUUAAGUAUAUGUUUUUACUACAUAUCUAUUUGCGAGUUCCUGUAAUUGGCUCUAUAUAUCUAUUUAUGAUUCCAUUGUCAUUUAGUUAGCUGUUGGAUCUCCUUAUGUAAAUAAAUAAAUAAAUAUGAAGAUUAUGAAGUUGCUCGCGACAACGCAAGUCCUACUAAAGCCAGCAUACACAGCACACACUGUCCCAGUCCAUUUGUGUCCAGUGCGUGCACAGCAUAGGUACAGUCGCCAUCAGAUAUAUCGGAGCGGCCAGGGUGCUCAAAAAUAUCUGAACACACGCUCUAACGCCUUGACAAUAGAGGCGUGUUCAGAUAUUUGUGAGCACGUCGGUCGCUCCGAUAUAUCUGAUGGCGACUGUACACUGGGCACAAAUGUCCCGUGUCGCCACAGUGACGUCGAGUGAAAGGACGCGACGUUGCUGGACUUCGCUCGACAUGUUUUGUUUGCAACAGCACGACACGCAAUGUCGCCAGUGUCAUGACCAUAAUAGCGACAUUCCAUUUCCAACGACAGCAGCACUACCAUUCAUUUUACUAUAGAAAUUGACAAUAACACCGACGCGUUCGUACUAGUAGUGCAGCUGCGGUCAGAAAUGGAAUGUUACCCUUAGUCGAGCGAUGUCGCCAGAUAUAUCAAACGAAAUCGCUCUAUUUGUCGCCGACACAUGUCGCGAGACAUUUAAUUGAUGCCUAAGUGUAUCUCUGGCUUAAUCCUUCGUAUGCCUUUGCCAAAAAUUUGGCACUAAUUUAAUAACCUUGAAAUUGUAUGUUACAGUUGUGUGGUUUGUACUUCCAUUACUGUAAUUUAUUUUUGUAAACCUGUGUUGUGUACAAUAAAGUGAUUACUACUACUACUACUACUACUACUACUACAGUCCAAAUUAUGUGGUACAUGCAUCUCAGGACUGGCCUUACUGGCAAUAAGUAUGGGGCAUGAAUGGGGCCAGUACAGCGCAGCGGUGUGACACCGCUGCAGCGCGAUUGGUUGACGAGUUUGCUUUAGACUGCACAUUUGGCUCGAAUUCGUGAGUGACACCGCUGAACUAGUACCAUUUUUAGUGCCCGAAAGGCCCGUCCUUAGACAUAAGUCAAUGGUGGUACGUAUACGGGACAAGGCAUAAGAAAGGUUAACCUCCAGCCGCCCAGAGACCUAUAAAAGGUCUCCUGUUCCAUUCUAAUUAGAACUUUGUGGUGACAAAAUAAAAUUUCAUUUUGCUUGGCAAGGUUUGACGUAUGGGCGGCUAGAGGAUAAGGUACCUAAUGUAGAGGUGUGCCUAAUGUAUCUCUGUCUUAAGCGGUCGGAAUAUAUCCGAACCGUAGAAAUCUCAUGUAAAUAAGCAAUGUCUAGAAGAUUGUACUCGUACAUGUUAUCCAAGUCAAUAAAUGCAAUGGUAAUGGUAA